AUGGCCAAGCUCUACCCCGUCCUCCUCGCCGCCUGCGCCGCCCUCCUGGCGCUCGCUGCGGCGCCGUCGACGCUCGCCGGCGACCCCGACAUGCUCCAGGACCUCUGCGUCGCCGACAACAUCUCCCUCCAGGGACCGCUGAGGGUGAACGGGUACCCGUGCAAGCCUGCGGAGAACGUGACGGCGGACGACUUCUUCUACGCCGGGCUGGCGAGCGCGGCCGACGUGUACGGCGGCGGCAACCCGAUGGGCUCCGUGGUGACCGCGGCGGACGUGGAGAGGCUCCCGGGGCUCAACACGCUGGGCGUGUCCAUGUCCCGGGUCGACUACGCGCCGUGGGGCGGCACGAACCCGCCGCACUCGCACCCGCGCGCCACCGAGAUCCUCUUCGUUGCCGAGGGGACCCUGCAGGUGGGCUUCGUCACCACCUCCGGCAGGCACAUCACCCGGGGCGUGCCCAAGGGCGGGGUCUUCGUGUUCCCGCGCGGCAUGAUGCACUACGAGCGCAGCGUCGGCGAGGCGCCCGCCGUGGCGAUCUCAGCGUUCGACAGCCAGCUCCCCGGCACGCAGAGGCUCGGCGAGGCAAUGUUCGGGGCGGCACCGGCGGUGCCGACGGACGUGCUGGCCCGGGCGCUGCAGACCGACGGCGGCGUGGUGGAAAGCAUCAGGUCCAAGUUCCAGCCAAAGUAG
Triticum turgidum subsp. durum (durum wheat) is the source of this 690-nucleotide messenger RNA. The record is from the annotation of a GenBank genome assembly. NCBI's taxonomy places the organism in Eukaryota, Viridiplantae, Streptophyta, Magnoliopsida, Poales, Poaceae.